Messenger RNA from Closterium sp. NIES-67, 5264 nucleotides. Lineage: Eukaryota; Viridiplantae; Streptophyta; Zygnematophyceae; Desmidiales; Closteriaceae. The record is from the annotation of a GenBank genome assembly.
GGAGAUCAAUUUGCUACACGCACAACCAUGGCUACCUCUUGCCUUCCUCCCUCCCUUCUUCCACAAAACUCGCACCGGCGGGAAUCGCGCCAGCCGAGCAGAUCAGCAAAGGCCAUGCUUGAAACACCCACUCCCCUAGCUGCGUCUCAUUGUGUAGUGUGUUGCAUUCAUCCAGAGCUUUCGAAUGUUCGAUCGGCAUGACGACGCGCACCUCCAUCCAGUCUGCUUUUGCCCAAUUUUAGGUCAACCUAGCGCCUUUCCGCGCGCGUUGCGUACUCCGUAUCAAGCAGUAGUCUCCGCGCGGUUAACGAAGCAGUAAUCUCCGCACGAUUAACGAAGCAGUAGUCUCCGCGCGGUUGACGAAACAGUAGUCGCCACACUAUGGACGUCUACGUGUCUCUUCCGCGUCGUCCCGUCCUCACCGCUGCCACUCCAAUCGCCCGUCAACUCGACCGAAAUUCCGCCCAACGCCGGUUACUGCCAACGUCUUCUGUCUGCUUCCUAAGGAGGCCUUUCUUCGGGAAGCCAUUAUCGGAUCAGCGCUUAGUGAAACGUGCCAGCCGGUUUCAUGCUUCGCCGAGAGCACCUCCCGCUGCGUCCCGCCUGUUUUCGGCUUUCGUCCCCUCCUCCCGCCGUCACCCAUCCCCACUUGGCCGGACGUCCCUACCCUUGUCGUUAACGUCGACGUUAUCGUCAUCGUUUACGUCAACCGCUAGCGGGAGCUACCAGCAGCAGCACCAGCAGCCUUCGAGCCUAGUGCCACGAAGCACGGGGGCUGUAGCACGCCGGCAGCCCCGGCUACAGGUGCGAGCGGAUGCGGCGGCGGCAGGGUUUUCCAUUAUCGAGGCCGCCGUCUCUGGGCCGCUCCGCGACCUCGUUCUUGUCACGCUCGGCGCAGUCACAGCGCUGCUGACGGCGGCUCUCAUCGUCUGGCUCCACCGACUAAACGAACGGAAGAGACCUCAUGAUUCCUCGCAUUAUUCGGAGUUAGGACACCACCAGCGCCCUGCCCUUCCCAGCCCUUCCUUCUCCCCUUCCUCCUCCUCCUCCGCCCCCUCUCCACCUGCGGCAACUGUAGCAGCAGUUGCUGCUGCAGCUGCUCUUUCAGCUUAUAGCGCGGAUGAUUCCGGACUUGGUGGCUCAACGGCUGCUGAAGCCGAUCCUGCUUAUAACGGAUGUGCCGCUCUGAACGGGUCUGCUUCUAACGGCCACGCUCUUAACGGAUCUGCUCUUAGCGGGAGUGCCGUUAACGGGUAUGCAGUGCAGAGCAGCGCUGGUCAGGCGUUGGAGCAAGAGCAGCAGGCUUACACAGGCGAACAAGGCAGUGAUACAGCCGCGGAACCCGGCAUGACGACUCGCACAGGCAGCAGCAGCAGCAGCAGAAGGGAGAGCAGCAAGGACGGCAGAGGCAGCAACACCAAGAAACGUCCCUUGACCAGCAAACCCGGCGCUGCUUUCUGGUCUAAAGGCAAGAGCCUGGGAAGCUUUUUUGGAGUCGGCUCUGGUGCAGCAGCAACAGCAGCAGCCGCAGCAGCAGACGGCAGCAGCAAGAGAAGCGGCGGACGAGGGGGCAGCUCGAAAGCGAGCUCCAGAAGCAGCACGAGAGCCGUUGCUGCUUCCACGGACGGGAAACUAGGCGCGCCGACGGACGUGGGCGUGGGCAUGCAGAAGGAGUCGGUGGAGUGGGUGAACAUGGUGGUCCAGAAGAUGUGGAAGGUCUACCGGGAGCCCAUUGAGACGUGGCUCGUGACCAGAAUCCAGCGCAGCAUCGACAAGCUCCAGCCGACGCUCCCGGCGCCCUUCUCCCGGGUGGAGAUCGCGGUUUUCACUCUCGACUAUGCGCCGUUUGCGGUGCGCACCGUGCAGCAGCGACCGAGCAGGAAGGCGGACGACCUGCAGUACCAUGUCGGGGUGCGCUAUAGCGGGGAUGCGCACUGUGUGAUACGCCUGCAUUUGAACGUGGGCGGGGUGAAGUGGUCGGUGCCGGUGGAUGUGAACGAUCUGGACAUCGACGCGGAGGUGUGGGUGAAGCUGAGGCUGGUUCCCAAGAAGCCGUUCGUCGCCAGCCUGUCGCUGGCGUUCGUGCGGCUCCCGACUAUCAAGCUCGUUCUCGCUCCGUUCCACGUGCUUAACGUUGUCGGCAUCCCCUUCCUCUCCAAGCUUCUCACGGAGGACCUCCCCCGGCUCCUCGUGCUGCCGCGCCACAUCAGCCUGGACUUCCUGCCACCUGGCAUGGACACUGACGAGGACGCUGACGUGGGCGCUGACGUGGGCGCUGUCGCGAGUGCUGUGGCAAGUGCUGUCGUGGAGCAGCAGGAAGGCGUGGCACAGAGGCUGGCUGACGCUGCAGCGUCUGCUGUGAUUGGGAGUCUUCUCAGCAGCGCACCAGCAGGCGCUUUCAGUGGCGAAACGACCAUUAGCAGCAGCAUCAUCAGCAGCACCACCACCACCACCAGCACCAGCGGCAGCAGCAGCAGCGCCGGGAGCAGCAGUGGUGGCGGCAUUAUCGGAAUGGGCAGCGCCAUUACAGGCAUCGUAACAGGCGCCACCACAGGCACCCCGUUCGGCAGCAAGCCAAAGCCCGCACCCAAGACUCAAACAGCAACGCUGCAUUCCCUAGACGACCCCUCCUCCCCCCCGUCCUCUUUCUCCGCCUCCGCCUCCGCCCCCUCCGCCUCCCCCUCCCCCUUCCCCUUCCCCUCGUCCGCCAUUCACGCGCCUCUCCUGGGCGACACGUCCGACGCGUUCAAGGGGGAGCUCUCAGUCACUCUCUGCGAGGCCCGCAACCUGCCCACCUCCCCGCUCUCCCUCCUCAACCUCCCCUCUUCGCCUCUCUCCUCUCUCAACCUGCCGUCUGGCCCUCUGGCCGCUUUCGCCAACCCGCUCUCGCUGCUCAGCAACCCGUACUGCCGGCUGCUGUUUGGGGGGGCGGUGGUGGAGAGCAAGAGGAAUCGGCAGACGUCGCACGCGUCGGGGCCGGGGGACCCCGUGUGGAACCAGGACUUUCUCUUCUGCGUGGAGAGCCCCCGGAGGCAGAAGCUGACCGUGGUGGUGCGGGACUCCGCGCCUUUCACUCGGGACCUGGGCUUUGUUCAGGUCCCCCUAAAUCAACUCCAGGACUGCAUUCCAAUCUCCAUGUGGUUACCACUGUUACAAGACGGACCCUUCGGCGUGAAACCCGCCCCUCAGGGCGAGGUACGGCUGGUCCUCACCUACAAGUCGUACGUGGAGGAAGGCUCGGGCCGAACCACAGUCCUGGGAAAGUUCGGCAAGCCGAACAAGACGAAGGUUCGGAUCAGGUUCGGUGAUGAGGCAGUGGGAGAAAAGAGCUUGGGUGAGAGAAAGAGAGAUGGAGAUAGUGAGAGUGAGAGCGAGAGUGAGAGUGAGAGGGAGGGAUGGAGUGACGGGGAAGGGGGGAGUGAUGGAGAGUGGCUCUUUGGGCCAGGAAGGUUCAAAGGAGCAGCUGGAGGGCCAGCAGCAGAAGCAGCAGCAGGAGGAGAACUAUCAGCGGCAGCAGCGGCGGCGGCAGCGGCAGCAGCAGCAGAGUCAGAAGCUGCUACUAGUGCAGCCAGAGGAGCUAAACAAGCGGCCGGGGAAGCGUUAAACGAGUUCAAAAGCAGGGCUACAGCAGCUGCGAAGUCCGUUGCAGGAGACAGGUGGGGGAGAGAGGGAGGGAGGAAAGCAGACGCAAGCAGCAGCAGCAGCAGCAGCAGCAGCAGCAGCAGCAGCAGCAGCAGCAGCAGCAGCAGCAGCAGUGGUGGUGGCAUUGCCACUAGCAGCAGCAGCAGUGGCAGUAAGCGUGCGAGGCUGAGGCAAUUUUCGUCACAGGUGAAAGGAGUUGUGAAGGCAGGAGCCAAGGCUGCUGCUGGUAAGGCGCUCAGUAAAGCCGCCCUGGCUGCUGCUGCGGUGGCAGGAGCGGCUGCUUCCGCUGCUGCUAAGGUUGUGGGCGAUGGAUCAGCAGCAGCAGCAGUAGCAGAUAUGACUGCAGCUUCUGAGGCUGCUGCCCCUGCUGCUGCUGCUUCUGCUGCUUCUGCCUCUCGGCCUGGUGGGAGUGCACCUGCUGCAGAUGGUGUGACUGUAUCGACAGCUGCUGGUAGGAGUAAUGUGAUUACAACAGGUGUCGAUGAAUUGAUUGAGGAGGAGACGGAAAUGCAAAUCCGAGUGCGUGCUUAUCCGAUCUGUGAUUGGCCGAGGACUGCCAUGCCAGCACCAGCAGAAACAGCACCAGCAGCACCGCCAGCAGCAAUGUUGGCCCCAGCAGCUGCAGCACCACCAGUGAUAAAUGAUGCACCUCUGGUAGCAUCCGCGGCAGUGAAUGGUUCUGCUUAUGUAACACCAGCAGCUGCACCAGCAGCAGUAAAUGGUGCCUCUGAUGUAACACCAGGCGCGGAGGUGGUUACCAGUGGAGGUGACGCAGAUGGCCUGUGGUGGGCGGGAGAGGGGGCAGAGGAUUUUAAAAUAGAAGAGGAGGGGGAAGUAGGGGGAGAAGGAAUGGGGGAAGGAGCAAUCAGAUGGCAAUGGGGUGAAGGCGGGAUGUGGAAGGAUGCUGUAUCAGUUGGCAAUGCUGAGCCUCCUUCCAGCUCGAGCUCCCAUGGUGGUGCUGCAGGCGGCAUUCCAAUGCCCAAGGGAGCCAAUAGGUUUGCAGGUGCAUCUUCAAGCGGAGCCAAUGGUUUUGCUGCUUAUAACGGAUCUGCCCACAGCAACGGGCAUGCUAGUAAUGGAACGUCAGUUGUUACCAACGGAAGGGCGUCAGCAGCAGCAAAUGACAGUGAAGCAGCAGGCCCAAGUGAAGAGGCUCACUCUGGAGACCCAAGUGAAGAGGUGCACGCUGGUGACCCCUGGUGGCUGGAGAAUGAUGCUAUCACUGAACUCUUUGACGUGCUAGAGAGGCACUGAAGCAGACUAUAACGAAGCAGUCUAUAACGAAGCAGAUUAUAACGAAGCAGAUUAUAACAAAGCAGACUAUAUCGAAGCGGUCUAUAACGAGGCAUCAGGUUCAGAUGAAGAGUGUCAUGCUGGUGGCCCUUGGCGGCUGGAAAGCGACGUGAUUUUGUAACUCUUUGAUUUGCUGCGUGGCCUUGAAGUAGGCUAUGGCGAAGCUGUUUUAUAGCGAAGCAGCCUAUAAUGAAGCAGGUGCCUUCCUAGAUCUCCCCCCUAUUCCUCUGUAGUUUUCUGCUUGCCGACCAGCUUGUGAUAUGGUUAGUCUUUCGGUGUGCCCCCUUCCUUCCAGUCAGCCCUUUAUUUCUGUAUGUCCUCUUGACAGU